GCUGAUCGAACCACCUGACCAGUCUUGGGGUGAAUUGAACGGAACAUGGAGCGGUCUCCUUGGAAUGGUAGAACGAAAUGAAGUCGACCUGUCUGGCAUACCUUACGGACUAGUCCUUAAGAGAAGCAAGUCCUUUGCAUUUUCUUCUAUUCUGUACCAAUCAGUAUGUGAAGUCGUCUAUAAGAAACUGUCAACUAAUGACAACCGCUGGAUGUUGUUGUUGUCUGUAUUUAAAUGGGAAGUGUAUGUAUGCGGACUGCUGACGAUGGCCUGGUGCAUAGGUCUGUAUACACUGCUGGAACGAUACAGAGUUAGAGAGCAUAUUGGGACUGAUGAGUUUCCUACACAUCCACCAUCAACAUCGGACAGUGUCAUGACGGUGAUUCGUGUGCCGUUCAAUAAAGGUUCCCUGCAUCUCCCACAGAGCGUACCGGGCCGCAUAUUCCACACAAGCUGGUGGAUGUUUUGCAUCAGCAUUGUUGCAGUAUACACUGGUAACCUGGUUGCCAUUAUAUCAGUGGUGAAAGAGAUAAACCCUUUUAAUACAAUGGAAGACCUUGCAGAAAACGAAGACUUCAAAAUAUUUAUUCGUAAAGGAUCAUCCUAUGAAGAUCUGUACAAGGUCUGUACUAUUUGUACGCUGUGUAGUUGCAUUGACCUCGCCUAG
This is a messenger RNA of Haliotis rubra (blacklip abalone), 667 nucleotides long. Its product is annotated as glutamate receptor-like. The coding region runs from base 65 to 667 and encodes 200 amino acids. The record is from RefSeq and is a predicted model, not a curated record. Gene Ontology annotation, cellular component: membrane. The transcript is spliced from 3 exons. Gene Ontology annotation, molecular function: ligand-gated monoatomic ion channel activity. NCBI's taxonomy places the organism in Eukaryota, Metazoa, Mollusca, Gastropoda, Lepetellida, Haliotidae.